UAUCACAUCCCAGUGUUUGGGUCAGGAUUUGCCUUUCCUGAGCAAAAUCUGACACCGUCGGCGUCUGACGCGCGGAAAACCAGACCUCUUUAUCUUUAAAUGUACAUGACCUUGUCUUACAUGUUCAGUCCUUAGAGAAAAGAGAAUACAAUGUCUUCUUAGAUUCUGGAGUCUUCCUCGUCAUGUCCUCGCCGGGCCGCCCCUCCACUUGAAUGGGAUCUGCUCGCGUCCUGGACUCGUCUUCUGGCACCGACGGUCUCCUCCGCUCCCGUGUCUCCUCCUCCGGUGUAAAUGCUCGGUUGGCUCUCGCUCUCUCUCACACACUUUCGUCACUUCGUUGGUGGUUUGAUGCGGAAUCCGUUUGUGUGAUCGGUUUGGAAGAGACGACGCCAAAGCUCCGGUGGAACCUGCGCGUCAGGGCAUAGGCUUUGGCCAUGGGAGGAUCGAAGAGUAAACCCAAGGAGUCGGGCCAGCGACCCCGCAGCCUCGAUGGAAACCACAGCUCUGGAGGAGGAAUCGGUGGCCACCACCUCAACUCCAAUCAACAGUCGUUGACACCCAAUCGUAGCCCCGCUAUGGAUGGAGGCCUCGGUGGCAGUCCGGGUAAUGCAGAGCUAGCUCUGUUUGGAGGGGUGGACAAUAACAGCAUCACCUCUCCCAACAGAAUCACACUGGCAGGAGGUGUGACGACCUUCGUGGCACUGUAUGACUACGAGUCCAGAACGGCCUCGGAUCUGUCUUUCAGGAAAGGCGAGCGUCUCCAGAUCGUCAACAACACAGAAGGGGACUGGUGGCUGGCACGCUCCCUGACCACCGGAGAGAGCGGUUAUAUCCCCAGCAAUUAUGUGGCUCCAUCUGACUCCAUCCAGGCAGAAGAGUGGUACUUUGGCAAAAUCACGCGCCGCGACUCUGAGAGGCUGCUGCUGAGUUUAGAGAACAGGAGAGGAACGUUCCUGGUGAGAGAGAGCGAGACCACCAAAGGUGCCUACUGUCUCUCUGUGUUAGACUACGACAACACAAAAGGUCUGAAUGUGAAGCACUACAAGAUCAGGAAGCUGGACAGCGGAGGCUUCUACAUAACAUCACGCACACAGUUCGGCAGCCUGCAGCAGCUCGUCAAUCACUAUCGCAGUGAGUUCACCACACAGCCUUUCUAUUUUAUAACAAUUCUCUCAUUUUCUUGUUAUAGUAUUUUGUAUUUUUUGUGUUUUGUGUGCAUUUUCAUACAUUUUUUUUUUAAAUGUGUACCCUGUCUUCACUUGUGUCCCUCAGAGCACGCUGACGGGCUGUGUCACAGUCUCACAGACAUUUGUCCCGUGCUGAAGCCUCAGACUCAGGGCUUGUCCAAAGAUGCCUGGGAGAUCCCGAGGGAAUCGCUCCGUCUUGACGUCAAGCUUGGACAGGGCUGCUUUGGAGAAGUCUGGAUGGGAACAUGGAACGGUACAACACGUGUGGCGAUCAAGACCUUGAAGCCCGGCACCAUGUCCCCGGAGGCUUUCCUCCAGGAGGCCCAGGUCAUGAAGAAGCUGAGACACGAGAAGCUGGUUCAGCUCUAUGCUGUGGUGUCGGAGGAACCCAUCUACAUCGUCACUGAGUACAUGGGGCAAGGUAGCUUACUGGAUUCCCUGAAGGGUGACAUGGGUAAGAUGCUCCGCCUACCUCAACUGGUGGACAUGGCAGCACAGAUUGCCUCAGGGAUGGCAUAUGUGGAGAGGAUGAACUAUGUGCACAGAGACCUCAGAGCUGCUAACAUCCUGGUGGGAGAUAACCUGGUUUGCAAAGUUGCUGACUUUGGCCUCGCUCGUCUCAUUGAGGAUAAUGAAUACACGGCUAGGCAGGGAGCCAAGUUUCCCAUUAAGUGGACAGCUCCUGAGGCUGCACUCUAUGGUCGUUUCACCAUUAAAUCGGAUGUCUGGUCUUUUGGGAUCCUGCUGACUGAACUGGCUACAAAAGGCAGAGUGCCCUAUCCAGGUAUGGUGAACCGAGAGGUGUUGGACCAGGUAGAGCGUGGUUACAGGAUGCCAUGCCCGGCAGAUUGUCCCGAAUCCAUGCAUGAGCUGAUGCUGACCUGCUGGAGGAAAGAGGCAGAGGAGAGGCCCACCUUUGAGUACCUGCAGGGCUUCCUGGAGGACUACUUCACCUCCACAGAGCCUCAGUACCAGCCAGGCGAGAACCUGUAACCGGGCCCAACACAGAUAUGUGCAUGUGUUAUAUGCAUGCACAAAAGUGAGCAUGUGCAUUUGCUGUAGAGUGCAUGGACAUUGAGUACUUUAUAUUCGAGGGAGUGUGUGUAAAAACAUAACGGAGUUUGGGUCCAGUCAAUAACUCUGACAUUAAGGAAUGGGACGUCACGACAGUCACACUCUUCUUCACUUCUUGCCUCUUCCCAGAGUCACUGUCCGAUUCCUCGUCCUGUCGGCUAAUAAAGGAAAGGGCUGGUAUUGUUAUGCAACUUUUUUGUCUGUCAAUCAAAUCGACACUAUUCAGCCAAGCAGGUUUCCCGAUGUGUCUGUCGCACGUAUGCCCGUUCUUUAUUAAUUCACUCUUGUAGUUUAGCACUUUCAACACUGUGGCUGGAAAGACUUCAACCACACAAUAAACUUAAGAUACAGAAGUAUUUUCCUGCUGAAAGCUACACUACAGGAUCUAUUUUUUACUACAUUUUCUAUUGGGAUCCAAUCAAAACACAAGCGCGCUCAGACCUUGUCUUCCAUUUUGCCACUUGAGAAGCAACCGUACAAUAAAUUUCUACGAUAUUUUUUGGUGGAUAUUGUUGUUGUUGUUAUUAGACCUGGAGGAACUGUCGACGACGUUAUAACAGUGCUUCCCCACCGCCCCGUGCAUCACUGAGACAGGUUAAGACAAACACUGGUAUGAGAUUCUCAAUAAGGCUCUAACAGCCGUGGGUCCUGUGUGAUCCCAGUCGCCAGUUGGUUUAUUGCUGUGAACAACGUACAUCUUGAAUCUUGACUUUACAGAAGAGGCGAGGCAGAGUUUGUCUCUCCAUUUUCUAAUUGUGACUUUUUCUUACAAGCAAAAUGCUACUGAUCACAAGAGGGUGGAGAAUUUUACAGCAAGGUUAUUUUUUUUUGUCUAUUUUACUGUUCUGAACUGUUCUGAAUUCUGAUUUGUGUAAGCAGAGGAUGUGAUGUUCCCCAGAAAAGAUAAUCCAGUGCUUUGACAUCCUGCACCUGCUGGCUCACCACCGAAGUUUCAAGGCUUGAAACUGAAAUGAUUUCACGUUCGUUAACAUGAAGAUUUGUAUUUCUAUUCGGCCUUCUUUUGUUUUCUGUGAGUACAGUCUUACACUGGAGAUGCUUUGUUUCCGUCAGUUCCUGCAGCCUGCAGGGUCAGACCACACGGUAUGCCCACAAACCGCAUGCGUAGCAGAUAAACUGCCAUCUUGAAACUUAAAUGUAAAUAUUUUUUUAAUUGUUUUUGUAUAUAUCAUCUAUGUAAUUUAUUAAUUUUUUUUUUUUGUUAAAGAAAAGCCCAGUUGUUUAUUUUGCUGUCAUUCAAAAUUAAAUGUUCAUGGUACUUUUAUGGGUUAAAUAUCUGACAGUAAUGGUUUAAAAUGAAUAUAUAAAUAUAAACAACUUUUUGGUUUCGAGUAUUUGUGCAUGUUUUUCUGUAAACCUAUCUUGGUUGUACAAUUUAAAUAUUACUCACCCAACUGAUCCAUAUCCCACUGUUCACCAGGAAAAUAGAUAAUACUGACGAUACAAUCAACACUUUGCUGUUUUUGAUUCAGUGAUCACGUCGGUGCCGCUUCUCAGGCCAGCAAACAAUCAACUUAUCAACUGUCUUUUCAGAUAUUUCUGUUUCUUUCUGAGCUCACUCAAUCCCUAUGGUGUGUGUGUGUGUGUGUUUAUGUGUCACAUCUAUACAUCUGUGCUCUGUUUUAUAAAACACUUCUACUCAGAAGAUAACGUGACUGCCUCAAAUGAAAGUAGCCUGAUUGUUUGUGUUGUGUCUACUCUGUCCUGUGGACAUGGGUUAUUCCACAAGAAAAGGCAUUGAUCUGAAAGGAUGUAGUCUGGUUGUCCAGCAUCAUCCUCUUCUUCCUCAGACCGGUGUCAGUGAACGAUACAUGGCAAAGGUGCACAUAAGGGGUCAUGCUGUCUGUGUGCGGCCUUGCUUCUCAGCCAAGGACAUUUCCUGUGGGGUUCCUUUCUGGCUAUGCAUAUAUAAAUAUAUAUAAUUUUUAUAUAAUUUUUUUUCCCUGUAAUAUUACAAUAUACUGUAUAUUUACUUUUUUAUUCAAUGGGAAUUUUCUGAUAUAAAAAAAAGUUCUUUGAUAAAUCCUAAGGAACACUGUUCACACAUUUGAAAGGUUGUUUGAAUAAAAGUUGAAUUUUA
This is a messenger RNA of Solea senegalensis (Senegalese sole), 4359 nucleotides long. It is a transcript of the gene src, whose product is annotated as v-src avian sarcoma (Schmidt-Ruppin A-2) viral oncogene homolog. The coding region runs from base 435 to 2180 and encodes 581 amino acids. Gene Ontology annotation, molecular function: ATP binding; non-membrane spanning protein tyrosine kinase activity; growth factor receptor binding. Gene Ontology annotation, biological process: progesterone receptor signaling pathway; cell differentiation; protein phosphorylation. Lineage: Eukaryota; Metazoa; Chordata; Actinopteri; Pleuronectiformes; Soleidae. The transcript is spliced from 11 exons. Gene Ontology annotation, cellular component: extrinsic component of cytoplasmic side of plasma membrane. The record is from RefSeq and is a predicted model, not a curated record.